AUGGCGUGUUCAGUGAGCGACACCCCCGCCCUCAAGGACCUGCCAAAAGUGGCCACCGACCUCAAGAGUCAAUUGGAAGCCUUCAACCCUAGCUGCCUCAGAGACGUGGACACUAAUGAGAAGAUAGUGCUGCCCUCUGCUGAAGACGUAGCACAAGAAAAACAGCACACAGCGCUGCUGCAAGACUUAGAACAUUUUCAGAGUUCGUCUCUUAAGAAGACGGAAACCGUCGAAAAGAACAUUCUACCCAACGCUAUAGAUGUCGCCACUGAAAAGACUCAAAAAUCUCUGUUCGACGGCAUUGAGAAGUUUGAUUCCAGCCAGCUGAAGCAUACGGAGACCCAGGAAAAGAACCCACUACCUGACAAGGAUGUCGUGGCAGCUGAGAAGCAGCACCAGAACCUGCUGGACGGAGUGGAACACUUCGACAAGACCCAGAUGAAACACGCACACACAGAGGAGAAGAACCCGCUGCCGCCCAUGGAAGCCAUCGAGGCGGAAAAGGAGAAGAACAAAUUCCUGAACGGCAUCGAGAACUUCGACCCGACCAAGUUGAAGCACACCGAGACUUGCGAGAAGAACCCGCUACCCACCAAGGACGUCAUCGAGCAGGAGAAAACUGCCUGA
This is a messenger RNA of Danaus chrysippus (African queen), 627 nucleotides long. The record is from the annotation of a GenBank genome assembly. NCBI's taxonomy places the organism in Eukaryota, Metazoa, Arthropoda, Insecta, Lepidoptera, Nymphalidae.